AGCAUUGGAUGCAGCAGCGUGUUCCGCUUAUCACAGAUCAUCUUUGCUGAGCGUGUUUUGAAGGAUCAGCUGGGAGUUUAUCUCUGGUUCUGCAUCUUUGCGUUGUUUUUUCCGUUGCGAUCCCGAGGAUUUUUUCCCUGAUUUUUGAGAUUUUCGUUUUGUUCGCUUCUUCGGAAAUAUGACGGAGAAUUUAACGAAAUUGCCGGUGAAAAGCAUUUUAAGGAAAAGUUCACUGACUUUCAUCGAGCACGAUGAUUCGGAAGUAGAAAUCACCUUGGAAACAGAGAAGCCUACUAAAGUCAUUGUCGAACCUGUACAGACGCCUCCGAAAGAGUAUCCCGGAGAAACAGAAGAAGAAAAAGCUCGGCGACAGGAGUUUGAACUGAAGCGUAAGCUGAAUCGUGCCCAAGAGGCCAUGAAAGUGCAAAUCGCUAAGAAACUCUUAUCGCAAGAAGAGGGAAUCGAAGAAGAAAUAGACGUUCCUACAGAAGACGAAACAGUGUCAGACGCCAGCGAAGACGCUCUGGAGAACAACCGCGAAGAAGAUAACGAUUACUACUACGCAUCCGCCGAUGACGUCACGGAAGACGGCGAAUCACAGAACGCAGACAUGUCCGCGGGGUAGACGAAGUACAAUUUUAUUCCAUUUGAGAACUUUGUGGCCAUACGUUGCGUGAUGUUUGGUUGCUUUACGUUGCGUUGCUAGAUUUUAGGAAAAUUUCAAACAAAAUUUCCAAAAACAGCUAUGGAAAACAUUUGGCGAUAUUUCAGAAGCUUGGCAUUGUGAGUGCUUAUCAAUCAUAUCAAGUUUCGGUCUAUUUUGCAAAAAAAAAAAAAACUUUUUCCGAGGAAAUCACUGUUUCGCAAAACAUAAUAUGAAUUGGUCCAUGGUAAUAAUAAGUAGACAAUAUAAACUGUCAAAUAAAUAAAACAAGCUAUUAAUAGGAAUUAAAAGUUCAAGCAAAAUCUAAAAUAAUCCACUGACGAAAAUAAUUUUGCAUUUACAAUGAUAAAUGUAUCAAGUCAUUAAAAAAAAAUGUAAUACUUCAUUAAAAUGUAAAAUUAAGGCCCGAGGAGCAAAACACGUCAACGAUAAUUUUUAUGUUUUCGUCAAUGCCGAACGUGAAUAAGUCGUCAAGCACUGUUGAACCCCUAUUCUACACCCUAAUAGUUAAAAUGUUACACUAUGGACAAAAAACAAGUGCUUAUAAUCAUUAUCCUUUUGAAAUCAUUGUUAAAUCAAAAUUGCGGUUGUAAUAAUGAUUCAGAUCGAAAAUCUCUAGAAAAUUUUAAAUGCCGCCUUUUGGAAAUGCCGUCUUUUAAUAUUUGUUUUGUAAUCUUUUUAGUGAACCACUUUACGGGUGGGUGAAAAAAAAAAUCACUCACAAUUUGUUUCAUAGUUGUAACGAAUUUUAAACUAGCUUUAAAAGUUAUUGUUUGUAAGCAU
Uloborus diversus is the source of this 1447-nucleotide messenger RNA. RefSeq lists its product as uncharacterized. The record is from RefSeq and is a predicted model, not a curated record. The transcript has 3 exons. Lineage: Eukaryota; Metazoa; Arthropoda; Arachnida; Araneae; Uloboridae. Bases 179 to 625 code for a protein of 148 amino acids.